Penicillium soppii is the source of this 1947-nucleotide messenger RNA. RefSeq lists its product as uncharacterized. NCBI's taxonomy places the organism in Eukaryota, Fungi, Ascomycota, Eurotiomycetes, Eurotiales, Aspergillaceae. The record is from RefSeq and is a predicted model, not a curated record. The transcript has a single exon. The coding region runs from base 1 to 1947 and encodes 648 amino acids.
AUGACAUCUCGCGAAGAAACCGUCCUUGCUCCCACUGAUCCCUCCAUCACUGAUGAAAACGAUUGGUGGGAGUUCGGCCUGACUGAGGUCAAAGUUCUGAAACCGGGGAAGAUGCUUUAUGCAAACUUACUUGAAGCCACAGAACAAAACCCAGUCCAGGUGAUCGGUUGCUUAGAGAAGCUUCCUGAGACACAUGAGCAUUUAGGUUCGUAUCAGUUAAGUUACAGGUCGUUAUCAACCAGAUUGUUAACCCGUCACUCUGUAGUGCUCAACCCCGACAAUCCUCCGAAACGCAUUAUCAUCGACGAAGUUACACACUAUGCCUACGGUCAAACAGAGGAUAAAAGUAUCGAGCUUUGGGUUGCCGGUAAGGCGGGAUGGUACAAUAUCAUUUCACCGGCCAAGGGAUUCCAACCCACAUACAACCGCAUGGUCCAGGCAAUCGACAUACUAUAUUUCUUGGUCGACAGACACAAGCAAGGCAAAAGGCAAAUCAAUCCCUCUUUCCGGAGCCUCUGUGAACAGUACACAUAUCAUUCUUAUGGCUCAUGCGAAACUCGAGAAGAGUCAGCUGAAGUAUUUGCGACACAUGCUGCCUUCUUAUUGCGCUGUAUGAUCCAAGGUGAUGCAGGUGUAGAGUGGCAGAGUACGAAUGUAUUCAUUCACCUACGACGCCAAUUCAACGAUGAUUACAACCGACUUAUGGAGGAGCUUUCACCCUCAUCCGAAGAAGACGAAGCUAAGGAUGAACCCGAAGUCUCAACCCCCCGGCAUGAGCCGGUUGCUAUCUCUAAAUCACAAGCCGGUGCAAUCUACCGGCUGCUCAAGGACCUCAAAGAAGAAGGCCACUUGGCAAAGCGUCGGUUGCAUCUCGAUCUCCUCACAGAACGCUUGUCGGAGCGCUUUUCUUUCAGCAAUGAUGACGCUCAAAAAAUAAUUGCUGCCAGAGCGACUGCCGUGAUUGAAAUGAUGGACGAAGAAGAUGCGCCUGGCUUCAGGUGGUCUCGCUACGUCAUUCAUCGCGAACUCACCAAUGCAGCCUCAAAAUCUGCACCUUUACCGCGUGCACUCCUCACCCCUCUAAAUUCCGGUGAGGAAUCCAGCGACGAUGAACGUUUCGGUCGGACCCAGAAGUCUGUACUACGUCCGAGGGUCACCACGGUCUCUAACAAAGUCACCGGGAAACGAAAUCGCAAUACCUUCACAAUCCAACAGACGGAUGAGCCCGACGACGAAGAGGAAGAGCAGGAUGACACUGAUGAAAUGGAAGACAUUGAAACACCUAGCAAGACCCGAGGUCACGAGUUGAUCAGGGAUCCAUUCUCAGCCUCUAGACCUCGAACUCGGUCCUUCCUAUCAGCUUCAUCGAGUGGCGCCGGCUCCUCUCUAAUGAAAAUCCUGUUCAAAGACAAGCUUCAGACUCCUUCUGUAUCUUCUUCAACCACACAGCCGAGUUUACCGUCUCCGGGGCGAGAACCGACUCCAGCUACAUAUACCUCGCAGGAUGUCGAAGAGCCCAUGGAAAAGCCAUCUGCUAUAUGGGCCUGCGGCAUGCCCGGGUGUGACAAGGUCUUUUCAAUGCCCGAUGGAGACGAGCGCAAGCAACUCAUUGGCAAUCACGCCGGCGAGCACGACUGGGACAUGCAGAUGAAAAUCGAGCUCAUGGAGGCAGAGAAACGCAUGCAUUCAUCCCUGCCCGUUAGCAAUCUUAUGCAAUACGUCGUUGAGCAGCAUGUACAGCUGAUGCGCAUCGCAUUUCCGGAGUUUUAUACCGCGAGCAGGGAAGAUGAAAAUAGAAAUGGCUCCGCUCCAGGCCAGGAAGGCUGGGAGGCUGAGCCAUUCAUUCCGGAGACAGAGCAGCCAAAUCUCCGGGGUGACGACGAAGAGGACGAGGACGAGGACGAAGAAGAUGAGGAGCUUGAAGACCUUGCGAAUGGCCACACUUGA